This is a messenger RNA of Rhinopithecus roxellana (golden snub-nosed monkey), 3810 nucleotides long. It is a transcript of the gene ZNF860, whose product is annotated as zinc finger protein 860. NCBI's taxonomy places the organism in Eukaryota, Metazoa, Chordata, Mammalia, Primates, Cercopithecidae. The record is from RefSeq and is a predicted model, not a curated record. Gene Ontology annotation, biological process: regulation of DNA-templated transcription.
AACAAUUUUAAACGUAAAUAGAAUGACUGUAAAUCUAACAGCCAUGACAGACCAUGUAAAGAUUUUGGGAAUGAAGAUAUGCAUGAUUGGAGAAAUAAGAUAAACACAUUAUACCUCUUGAAAUAAUGGACAGAAUCAGUAGUUCCUAGUAGGGAGUUGACUACCCCAUCUUCUUCUCCACAUGGGCCUGGGGGGCUGGUCUGGCGUUUCCAGUAGUUGCUUCUGAGGCUCCCUCCUCUAGCUAGAAAGCCUUGGGAGGAUGUUCAUGGACCAGCAAGUAAGUGAGUGGACAUUGACUUCAUUGGCCAGAUGACAGGAAUGAAGCUUGUCCACAAGUAGAGAGAAAAUUAUCACAACCAGAUCACUCUCUGAUAUCAACUUGGUCAUAUCUGUGUUAGAAACAUGUGAUAUGAUGUGUUGUACAUCCCAAAUAAUAAUAACAAUAACAGCUAAUGUAUAUUGAGCACUAUGUGCUACACUCUGCUUUAAGAGUUUUACACAUAAUAACUCAUUAAAUCCUCACAACAACCACAUGAGGAGAUCUGUAGUUCUUACUCCCAUUUUACAGGCAGAGGAAACUGAAUUAAAGAGAGGUUCAGCAACAUCCUCCAAAUUCUGGUGGAGCCGGGAUUUGAACUUAGGCACUUUGGUUACUGAGCCUGAGUUCUUAGCCACUGUAUUAUAACACUUGCUUCGUAAUGAAUCCAGUUUCAUUUCCUCUACUUAAUGAAACUGCAGAAAGCACAACUCAGUGCCUGGAAUUCCAUUCCCUGUUAUAUUUUUAUGCAUUUAGGAAUUGAUCCUCUCAUUACCACUCUGAGAGAAGCAGUACAGGUGUUCGGGCCCCUAGCACCCAGCCACAGGGCCUGAACACAGUCAUACUCAAUACAUGUUUAUUACAUGAUAAAUGAAGCCCAAUUUUACUGAGGAAGAAACAGAAACUCAAAGAGGAGGAGCUGAUGCUGAACCAAGGCCUUCUGACUCCAAGUCCAGUGUUCUUGCUGCCUGAACUUCAGCUGUGAUGUGUACGUGCAGCCUUACCAUCCAAUGGGAAGAAGAAAAUACCAGAAUUAAGUCACUCUAGGAAAGCCAGCUGCCAUGACAUAAGGAUAUUCAGGCCACCAAUGGACAGCCCCGGCAGGAGGCAUGAAGGUGUGCCAGCCAUUGUGUCAGUCACCUUAUAAGCAGAUUUUCUGAGACCUGCUAAUGGCCAUGUGAGUGACCUUGGAUGUGGGUUGUCACCAAGCCUUGAGAUGACUGCAGCCAUGACCCACAGCUUGACUACAACCCAUGAGAGACACUGAGCCAGGAACACCCAGCUGAAAUGCCUCCAGACCCCUGACCCACAGCGACUGUGAGAUAAUCAGUGUUUGUUGCCUUCAGCCACGAAGUUUGUGAUAAUUUGUUUCUUGACAACAGAUAACUAAUACAGACCUGGAAGCGGAUCGCCUCAGUGAAGGUCACACUGCAGUGCUAUUGAUUUCUAAAGACUCAUGUUACGUGAGGAAGCAGCUCAGAAGAAAGAAAAGGAGCCAGGCAUGGCUCUUCCUCAGGGACACUUGACUUUUAGGGAUGUGGCUAUAGAAUUCUCUUUGGAGGAGUGGAAAUGCCUGGACCCUGCGCAGAGGGCUUUAUACAGGGCCGUGAUGUUGGAGAACUACAGGAACCUGCAUUCUGUGGAUAUCUCUUCCAAAUCCAUGAUGAAGAAGUUCUCGUCAACAGGGCAAGGCAGUACAGAAGUGUUCCACACAGGGACAUUGGAAAGACAUGAAAGUCAUCACAUUGGAGAUUUUUGCUUCCAGGAAAUUGGGAACGAUAUUCAUGACUUUGAGUUUCAGUGGCAAGAAGAUGAAAGAAAUAGCACAGACAGAUAUGAUCGAAGGCAUGCCGGAAACAAGCCUAUUAAAGAUCGGCUUGGAUUAAGCUUUCGUUCACAUCUUCCUGAACUCCACAUAUUUCAGACCAAAGGGAAAGUUGGUAAUCAAGUUGAGAAGUCUAUCAACGAUACUUCCUCGGUUCCAACGUCCCAAAGAAUUUCUUCUAGGCCCAAAAUCCGUAUUUCUAAUAACUAUGAAAAUAAUUUCAUCCAUUCGUCAUUACUCACACAAAAACAGGGAGUACACAUGAGAGAAAAAUGUUUCCAAUAUAAUGAGAGUGUUAGAGCCUUUAAUUGUAGCUCACUCAUAAGGAAACAUCAGAUAAUCCAUUUAGGAGGGAAACAAUAUAAAUGUGAUGUGUGUGGCAAGGUCUUUAAUCAGAAGCGAUACUUUGCAUGCCAUCAUAGAUGUCACACUGGCGAGAAACCUUACAAGUGUAAUGAAUGUGGCAAGGUUUUUAAUCAAUAGUCAAACCUUGCAAGUCAUCAUAGACUUCAUACUGGAGAGAAACCUUACAAAUGUGAAGAAUGUGACAAAAUUUUUAGUCACAAAUCAAAUCUUAAAAGACAUAGGAUAAUUCAUACUGGAGAGAAACCAUACAAAUGUAGGAUUUCUAACAAGACUUUCAGGCGUGAUUCACACCUGGUACAACAUACUAGAAUUCACACUGGAGAGAAACCUUACAAGUGUAAUGAAUGUGGCAAAGCCUUUAGUGGGCAGUCAACACUUAUUCACCAUCAAGCAAUCCAUAGUGUAGGGAAACUUUAUAAAUGUAAUGGUUGUCACAAAGUCUUCAGUAAUGCUACAACCAUUGCAAAUCAUUGGAGAAUCCAUAAUGAAGAGAGAUCUAACAAGUGUAAUAAAUGUGGCAAAUUUUUUAGACAUUGUUCAUAUCUUGCAGUUCAUUAGUGAACUCAUACUGGAGAGAAAACGUACAAGUGUCAUGAGUGUGGCAAGACCUUCAGUCAGACAUCAUCCCUUGUAUGCCAUCAUAGACUUCAUAUUGGAGAGAAACCUUACAAGUGUAAUGAGUGUGGUAAGACCUUCCGUCACAAUUCAGCCCUUGUAAUUCAUCAGGCAAUUCAUACUGGAGAGAAACCUUACAAGUGUAAUGAAUGUGACAGGGAUUUUAAUCAACAAGCAACCCUUGCACGUCAUCAUAGACGUCAUACUGGAGAGAAACCUUACAAAUGUGAAGAAUGUGACAAAGUUUUCGGUAGCAAAUCACACCUUGAAACACAUAAGGGAAUUCAUACUGGAGAGAAACCUUACAAGUAGAAACCUUACAAAUGUGAUGAUUGUGGCGAGGUCUUCAGUCAAGCUUCAUCUUAUGCUAAACAUAGGAGAAUUCACACAGGAGAGAAACCUCACAUUGAUGAUUGUGGCAAAGUCUUUACUUCACAUUCACCCAUUAGACAUCAGAGAAUCCAUACUGGACAGAAAUCUUACAAAUGUCAUAAGCAUGGCAAGGUCUUCAGUCAGAGAUCACUCCUAGCGGAACAUCAGAAAAUUCAUUUUUGAGAUACUUAUUCCAAAUGCAAUCGGUAUAGCAAACCAUCAAACAUUAAUUGACAUUAGAGUCAAUUCAACAUUGACUUGAGUUUGAGUUGAUUUGACAUUCAGUUCAAGCAUUAAUUGACAUUAAAGUGUUUGUGUUAAGAGGAUUGGGCUGGGCAGGGUGGCUCAUGCCUGUAAUCCUGGCACUUUGGCAGGUCAAGACGGAUAGAUCACUUGAGAUCAGGAGUUUGAGACCAGCCUGGCCAACAGAUGUGAGCCACUUUUCCCAGCCUGUUUUUUGUUUCUUUAUCAAAAACUGAUAGAGAUGUUUAUGGGUAUCGUGUUGAAUCUAAAUCACAUUGGGUUAUAUAAUCAUUUAACAAUAUUAAUUUUUCCAAUCCAUCAAUAGGGGUUGUAUCUCGGCCGGGCGCGGUGG